Cavia porcellus (domestic guinea pig) is the source of this 2608-nucleotide messenger RNA. It is a transcript of the gene Zbtb22, whose product is annotated as zinc finger and BTB domain containing 22. Gene Ontology annotation, molecular function: RNA polymerase II cis-regulatory region sequence-specific DNA binding; DNA-binding transcription factor activity, RNA polymerase II-specific; protein binding. The record is from RefSeq and is a predicted model, not a curated record. Bases 213 to 2159 code for a protein of 648 amino acids. Gene Ontology annotation, biological process: regulation of transcription by RNA polymerase II. The transcript is spliced from 2 exons. Lineage: Eukaryota; Metazoa; Chordata; Mammalia; Rodentia; Caviidae.
GCUCAGGGGCGGGGCCUGAGGAACGAGGGCCAGCACCCUUAGCCAAUGGGAAAAGGCAGGUUUACAGAAUUAAAGGAGAAUGAAGGAUCGGCUAAACCAAGUCUGGGGUCGUCUGCGGGAGAGAGGACCUGGUGCCUUUAAGAGACCCCCCCGGCCUCCCUCCUCCUUCCUCUCUGUUCCUGUGGCUGGGGGGGGUGUCCCCUCUCCACAACAUGGAGCCAUCUGCUCUGUCGCCCACUGGGGCAGCCCUGCCCUUGCCUCUGUCACUGGCUGCACCCCCACUGCCCCUGCCAGCAGCUGCAGUGGUCCACGUGUCCUUCCCUGAGGUGACCAGUGCCCUCCUGGAGUCUCUUAAUCAGCAGCGGCUGCAGGGCCAACUCUGUGAUGUGUCCAUCCGGGUACAAGGCCGGGAGUUCCGGGCCCAUCGAGCUGUCCUGGCGGCCUCCUCUCCUUACUUCCACGAUCAGGUCCUGCUCAAGGGCAUGACCUCCAUCUCAUUGCCCAGCGUCAUGGACCCAGGCGCCUUCGAGACCGUGCUGGCCUCCGCUUACACUGGCCGCCUCAGCAUGGCUGCUGCGGACAUUGUCAACUUCCUCACUGUGGGCUCUGUGCUCCAGAUGUGGCACAUUGUGGACAAGUGCACUGAACUCCUCCGAGAGGGCCGCGCCUCAGCCACCACUACCAUCACUGCCACUGCCGCCACCUCUGUUGCUGUUCCUAGUGCUGGGGUCCCCUCGGGGAGCGGGGCCACAGUGGCUCCGGCCACCGUGGGCUCCUCGCGCUCCCAUACCUCCAGCCGGGCCAGCGAGAAUCAGUCACCCAGCAGCAGCAACUAUUUCAGUCCCCGGGAGUCUGCUGAUUUCUCCUCUUCCUCCCAAGAGGCUUUUGUGGCGUCUGCCGUGGGCAGUGGGGAUCGGCGUGGAGGAGGCCCUGUGUUCCCGGCCCCCAUGGUUGGCAGCGGGAGUGCCACAUCCGGGAAGCUGCUGCUGGAGGCAGAUGAGCUGUGUGACGAUGGGCGGCGGACAGUGGUCCCUGGGGCUGGGCUCCGGCGCCCCACCUACACAUCUGCCAGUGUCAUGCCACAGAAACACUGGGUCUGUGUGAAGCGGGGUGGAAACUGCCCAGCCCCAGCACCCCUGGUUCCCCAGGAUCCCGAGCUGGAAGAGGAGGAGGAGGAAGAGGAGGAUUUGGUGUUGACCUGUGAGGAUGAUGAAGAUGAAGAGUUGGGGGGUGGAUCCGGGGUGCCAGCAGGGGAGAGGCCUGAGGCCACUCUCAGUAUCAGUGAUGUCCGGUCCCUGACUGAGCCUCUGGACAAGAGGGAGGAGCAGGUCAACUUCUGUGAGUCCUCCAACGACUUUGGUCCCUACGAGGGUGGGGGCUCUGGGGCGGGGCUCGAUGACUCCGGGGGGUCCACCCCUUCCUCCUACGCCCCCUCCCAGCCUCCACGACCUCUCCUCCCGGUGGAGGUGCAAGGCAACCCGAUCCUGGUCUUCCCGUCCUCCUCUUCCUCCUCCUCCUCCUCUUCCUCCUCCUCCCAGGCUCCGGGCCAGCCACCCGGGAGCCAAGGGGAACACGGGGCGGUGACCGUCGGGGGCACGUCUGCUGGGGGCGUGGCCACACCGGGAAGCGCUGGCGGGGCUCCGGGCGGGACGGGUAGUGGGGACGGGAAUAAGAUCUUCCUGUGCCACUGCGGGAAGGCCUUCUCCCACAAGAGCAUGCGCGACCGGCACGUGAACAUGCACCUCAACCUGCGCCCCUUUGACUGCCCUGUGUGCAACAAGAAGUUCAAGAUGAAGCACCACCUGACAGAGCACAUGAAGACGCACACGGGCCUCAAGCCUUACGAGUGCGGCGUCUGCGCCAAGAAGUUCAUGUGGCGAGACAGCUUCAUGCGGCACCGGGGACACUGCGAGCGCCGGCACCGCAUGGGCGGGGGUGGGGGCGGGGCCGGCCCGGGCACCGGACCUGGCCCGGGGCCCGGGGCGCUCCCCGCGUCCGCGCUGCAGCCCAAGAGAGAGGUCUCCUCGGGAGCGGGCCCAGGAAGCGGCGACGAGGCGAGCGGGGCCACACCCCCGCCGAGCAGACGGGUCUGGUCCCCGCCCGGCGUCCACAAGGUGGAGAUGGACUUCAGUGGCGGCGGCGGCGGCGGCGCGAACUGAAGGGGCCGGCGACUUGGGCGCUUUCGGGGGUCCUCAAGUGAUCGCCACCGUGCUGUCUUCCUUUAUCUCUCUGGACUCGUUUGCAGUGGAGAGCAAACCGCGUUGCACUACAGCAGCGCAUUCCUCCAGAGAUACCCCGGAACUAGGUCUUCCCCACCCGAGGGCGCAACCAGGCCCCAGCUCCAGAGUAGGCGGGGCGACCUGGGUUGGGCGGUAUUGUGUACCCCAGGGUCAGGGUGUUGUAGUCUGUGCCUAGAGUCUGUGUUCGUGUUUUGAGGACGGAUCUUCGAGCCCCACUCCUAGGAUGCACCCCCGUCUCUGAAACAUCUCCCCCAUACACAUCCCUUGGAAGUCCCAAUUUAGUUCUCACCAAGGAGCGCGCGGACACAAGUCGUAGCACAGGUUUUCAUUAUUUUUAACAGUGAUUAAAAUAUUUAUUGGUCAUUUCA